Wyeomyia smithii (pitcher-plant mosquito) is the source of this 441-nucleotide messenger RNA. It is a transcript of the gene Polr3K, whose product is annotated as DNA-directed RNA polymerase III subunit RPC10. Gene Ontology annotation, biological process: DNA-templated transcription; termination of RNA polymerase III transcription. Gene Ontology annotation, molecular function: zinc ion binding; nucleic acid binding; DNA-directed RNA polymerase activity. The transcript has 2 exons. Gene Ontology annotation, cellular component: RNA polymerase III complex. The coding region runs from base 90 to 416 and encodes 108 amino acids. The record is from RefSeq and is a predicted model, not a curated record. NCBI's taxonomy places the organism in Eukaryota, Metazoa, Arthropoda, Insecta, Diptera, Culicidae.
UUGAGUGUAAUUUUGUGCAGAACAUUCUUCACGUGGAUUCGACAUCAGAAAAUAGGUAUUUAUUUCGGUACCUAAUUAAUCACUAAAUCAUGUUAAUGUUUUGUCCAACCUGUGGUAAUCUCCUAUUAGUGGAAGAAGGAACGGAUUCACUCAGAUUUUCCUGCAAUACCUGUCCUUAUAUUUGUAAAAUCAAGCGAAAAAUCUCCACCCGUAUCUAUCCUAAAUUGAAGGAGGUGGAUCAUGUAAUGGGCGGUGCUGCUGCCUGGGAGAACGUAGAUUCCACUGACGCGGAUUGUCCUGCAUGCGCACACGAUAGAGCUUAUUUUAUGCAAAUGCAAACCCGCUCGGCGGAUGAACCUAUGACAACGUUUUACAAGUGUUGCAAUCCUAUCUGUGGACAUAACUGGCGUGAUUAGCUAACGUAACGAUUGGGAAGAAAAA